AUGCCUAGAAGUUCCGGCGGCUAUCCAGGAGCGCAGUUCAAGAGAUUUGGCAGCUACGAUAAUGCUGAGUCAUUUUCCAACUCUGAACCUGUAUCAUAUGGCCGCAGAAACAAAAACUACUCUUAUCGAAAUAGCGGUGAAUCUUCCAACUACAACAACAAUUACAGAAGCGGAUCCACUUAUCGCAGAUACAAUAACUAUACCUCAAAACUCAAGUCCCCUACCGCUGGCGACUUCAGUCGCAACACUGUAAUUUAUAUUGACGGCGCUAGCUUGAACAAUGGCCGCUCAAAUGCACGUGCAGGCAUCGGAGUGUUUUUUGGUUCCAAAGACUCACGGAACACCUCAGAGCCUCUAUAG
Messenger RNA from Kickxella alabastrina, 360 nucleotides. RefSeq lists its product as uncharacterized. Gene Ontology annotation, molecular function: nucleic acid binding. NCBI's taxonomy places the organism in Eukaryota, Fungi, Kickxellomycota, Kickxellomycetes, Kickxellales, Kickxellaceae. The coding region runs from base 1 to 360 and encodes 119 amino acids. The transcript has 2 exons. The record is from RefSeq and is a predicted model, not a curated record.